AUGAGUAAGCUGCCGAACAUCAAGGGUCUUCCAGCCAGGGCGUACACCAUGAAGGCUCUCUUCCCGCAGAGGUUCGGUGCCAAGGCCACAGUCGGCCCAGGCCCCGCAGCCUACGCCCGUCCGUCCGAGUUUGGUACCCGCGAGGGGCCGGCGCUGAGGGGGCGCAAGGUUGAUCGUCCGGCUGCUGUCAACGCUCCAUACUACUCGGUCCCUACUACCAUCGGCAAGGCGCCUGCUGCAUCCAUCCGGUCUCGGCAUCGGGUCAAGGAGUCCGACUCAUCGCCUGGCCCCAAGUACAUGGUGGGGUCGUCGAUUGGCAAGAACAAGGACACCGCACCAUCUAUCCGUUCCCGCCACCCUGUCAAGUACGAGGACGGAUCACCCGGCCCGGCGUACAACAUCCCGUCGUCGAUUGGCAAGGCGCCUGCGGCUUCGAUCCGGUCCCGUCAUCGCCAAAAGGAAAGCGACUCGUCCCCCGGCCCCAAGUACAUGCUCGAGUCGUCGAUUGGCAAGAACAAGGACACCGCACCAUCUAUCAGGUCACGUCACCCUGUCAAGUACGACGACGGAUCACCUGGCCCGGCGUACAACAUCCGGUCGUCGAUUGGCGACGCCCCGGCAGCCUCGAUGCGGUCCCGUCAUCGCCAAAAGGAGUCCGACUCAUCGCCUGGCCCCAAGUACAUGGUGGAGUCGUCGAUUGGCAAAAAUAGGGACACCGCACCAUCUAUCCGUUCCCGUCACCCUGUCAAGUACGAGGACGGAUCGCCCGGCCCGGCGUACAACAUCCCGUCGUCGAUUGGCAAUGCGCCUGCGGCUUCGAUGCGGUCCCGUCAUCGCCAAAAGGUGAGUGACUCGUCCCCCGGCCCCAAGUACAUGGUGGAGUCCUCGAUUGGCAAGAACAAGGACACCGCACCGUCCAUCAGGUCACGUCACCCUGUCAAGUACGAGGACGGAUCACCCGGCCCGGCGUACAACAUCCCGUCGUCGAUUGGCGACGCCCCGGCAGCCUCGAUGCGGUCCCGUCAUCGCCAAAAGGAGAGUGACUCGUCCCCCGGCCCCAAGUACAUGGUGGAGUCCUCGAUUGGUAAGAACAAGGCGAAUGCACCAUCUAUCCGUUCCCGUCACCCUGUCAAGUACGAGGACGGAUCACCCGGCCCGGCGUACAACAUCCCGUCGUCGAUUGGCAAUGCGCCUGCGGCUUCGAUGCGGUCCCGUCAUCGCCAAAAGGAGAGUGACUCGUCCCCCGGCCCCAAGUACAUGGUGGAGUCCUCGAUUGGCAAGAACAAGGACACCGCACCGUCCAUCAGGUCACGUCACCCUGUCAAGUACGAGGACGGAUCGCCCGGCCCGGCGUACAACAUCCGGUCGUCGAUUGGCGACGCCCCGGCAGCCUCGAUGCGGUCCCGUCAUCGCCAAAAGGAGAGUGACUCGUCCCCCGGCCCCAAGUACAUGGUGGAGUCCUCGAUUGGCAAAAAUAGGGACACCGCACCGUCCAUCAGGUCACGUCACCCUGUCAAGUACGAGGACGGAUCACCCGGCCCGGCGUACAACAUCCCGUCAUCCAUCGGCAAUGCGCCCGCGGCUUCGAUCCGGUCCCGUCAUCGCCAAAAGGAGUCCGACUCAUCGCCCGGCCCCAAGUACAUGGUCGACUCGGACAUCGGCAAGAACAAGGCGAAUGCACCAUCUAUUCGUUCCCGUCACCCUGUCAAGUACGAGGACGGAUCGCCCGGCCCGGCGUACAACAUCCCGUCGUCGAUUGGCAAUGCGCCUGCGGCUUCGAUGCGGUCCCGUCAUCGCCAAAAGGAGUCCGACUCAUCGCCUGGCCCCAAGUACAUGGUCGACUCGGACAUCGGCAAGAACAAGGCGAAUGCACCAUCUAUCCGCUCCCGUCACCCUGUCAAGUACGAGGACGGAUCGCCCGGCCCGGCGUACAACAUCCCGUCGUCGAUUGGCAAUGCGCCUGCGGCUUCGAUGCGGUCCCGUCAUCGCCAAAAGGAGUCCGACUCAUCGCCUGGCCCCAAGUACAUGGUCGACUCGGACAUCGGCAAGAACAAGGCGAAUGCACCAUCUAUCCGCUCCCGUCACCCUGUCAAGUACGAGGACGGAUCGCCCGGCCCGGCGUACAACAUCCCAUCGUCGAUUGGCAAUGCGCCUGCGGCUUCGAUCCGGUCCCGUCAUCGCCAAAAGGAAAGCGAUUCGUCCCCCGGCCCCAAGUACAUGGUGGACUCGGACAUCGGCAAGAACAAGGCGAAUGCACCAUCUAUCCGUUCCCGUCACCCUGUCAAGUACGAGGACGGAUCACCCGGCCCGGCGUACAACAUCCCGUCAUCCAUCGGCAAUGCGCCCGCGGCUUCGAUGCGGUCCCGUCAUCGCCAAAAGGAGUCCGACUCAUCGCCCGGCCCCAAGUACAUGGUCGACUCGGACAUCGGCAAGAACCAGGCGAAUGCACCAUCUAUCCGUUCCCGUCAUCCAGAUCGUCGCGAGACUGUCGGCCCCGGCCCCGGUGCAUUUUACCCCAGCAAGCCAUCCAAUGCCCCAGCAUAUUCAUUUACCUCCAAGCGAUAUGCCGAGAUCGCCGACGCCGUCUUUCGCGGCGAGAUCCCGCUCGAGUAA
Thecamonas trahens ATCC 50062 is the source of this 2613-nucleotide messenger RNA. RefSeq names its product h-shippo 1. Lineage: Eukaryota; Apusomonadida; Apusomonadidae. The transcript has a single exon. The record is from RefSeq and is a predicted model, not a curated record. Bases 1 to 2613 code for a protein of 870 amino acids.